Messenger RNA from Papaver somniferum (opium poppy), 3061 nucleotides. Its product is annotated as chloride channel protein CLC-d-like. Gene Ontology annotation, molecular function: voltage-gated chloride channel activity. Gene Ontology annotation, biological process: chloride transport; transmembrane transport. The record is from RefSeq and is a predicted model, not a curated record. The transcript has 22 exons. The coding region runs from base 1 to 2325 and encodes 774 amino acids. Gene Ontology annotation, cellular component: intracellular membrane-bounded organelle; membrane. Lineage: Eukaryota; Viridiplantae; Streptophyta; Magnoliopsida; Ranunculales; Papaveraceae.
AUGUUGUCUAAUCAUUUCCAGAAUGGUAUUGAGACAGCUAAAUUAGUUUGGUCUAGAUUACCAAACUCAGAAGAAGAAGGUGAAACUGGGGGUGAUUUAGAUGAUGAUAUUACUUUUAGAAAACUAAGUGAAGGUAGCAGUGAAAGUCUUGAUUAUGAAGUUAUCGAGAAUUAUGCUUACAGAAAAGAACAGUCACAAAGAGGAAAGCUUUAUGUUGGAUACUAUGUUGCUGUUAAAUGGUUCUUUGCUUUACUCAUUGGUAUCGGGACUGGAUUAGCUGCUGUUUUUAUUAACAUUGCUGUUGAGAAUUUUGCUGGAUGGAAGUUUGCAGCAACGUUUGCAAUAAUACAGAAAUCUUAUUUAUUGGGGUUCUUGGUGUACAUAUUAAUCAACUUGGCAUUGGUAUUUUCAUCUGUCUGUAUAAUCACACAAUUUGCACCUGCUGCAGCAGGCUCUGGUAUUCCUGAGAUUAAAGGUUAUCUUAACGGGGUUGAUACACAUGGUAUUCUUCUGUUCAGAACCUUGGUUGGAAAGAUAUUUGGAAGCAUUGGUUCAGUGGGAGGUGGACUUGCUCUAGGCAAAGAAGGUCCUCUUGUCCAUACCGGUGCUUGUAUUGCUUCUCUGCUUGGACAAGGUGGGUCGACAAAAUAUCAUCUAAGCUUGAGGUGGCUUCAAGUAUUUAAGAGUGACCGUGACCGCCGUGAUCUUGUGACAUGUGGGUGUGCAGCUGGGGUCGCUGCUGCUUUCAGAGCUCCUGUAGGUGGUGUGUUGUUUGCUCUUGAAGAGGUUACGUCAUGGUGGAGGAGUCAACUUAUGUGGCGUGUCUUUUUCACAUCUGCUAUUGUGGCUGUUGUUGUGCGUACUGCUAUGGGCUGGUGCAAGAGUGGAAAAUGUGGGCAUUUUGGUUCAGGUGGCUUCAUAAUAUGGGACAUAUCAGGUGGCCAGGAUGACUAUUCAUUUGAGGAGUUACUACCUAUGGCUAUUAUUGGGGUUAUUGGAGGACUUCUAGGAGCAUUAUUUAAUCAGCUUACUCUCUAUAUAUCGUACUGGCGCCGAACUUAUUUACACAAAAAGGGGAAUAGGGUCAAGAUUAUUGAAGCAUGCCUAAUCUCUCUCAUAACCUCAGUUAUAUCAUUUGGGCUACCACUUCUACGAGAAUGCAGUCCAUGCCCAGAGGCAGAAGCUAAUUCCGAUAUAGAAUGCCCUCGCCCGCCAGGAAUGUACGGAAAUUAUGUAAAUUUUUUCUGUUCGAAGGACAAGGAAUACAAUGAUCUGGCAACUAUCUUUUUUAAUACACAGGACGACGCAAUACGAAAUUUAUUUAGUGCAAAAACAUUUCAUGAAUACAGUGCUCAAAGUCUUCUCACCUUCUUGGUUAUGUUUUACACUUUAGCAGUAGUAACGUUUGGUACUGCUGUUCCUGCUGGUCAAUUUGUUCCUGGAAUAAUGAUAGGAUCAACAUAUGGGCGGCUUGUUGGCAUGUUUGUAGUUAACUUUUACAAGAAGCUCAACAUCGAGGAAGGAACUUACGCUCUACUCGGUGCUGCUUCUUUUCUUGGGGGUUCAAUGCGGAUGACUGUUUCACUUUGUGUCAUUAUGGUUGAAAUUACAAAUAAUUUGAAGCUUUUACCUCUUAUCAUGCUAGUUCUUCUUAUAUCAAAGGCUGUUGGUGAUGCUUUCAAUGAAGGUCUAUAUGAAGAACAGGCCUCUUUGAGGGGAAUACCUUUACUUGACUCAAAACCUAAAUACCAAAUGCGAACAAUGACUGCAAAAGAAGCGUGUAGAAGUCAAAAGGUUGUUUACUUCCCUCGUGUUGUUAAAGUUGCGGAUCUAGUUUCUAUGUUGAGAACCAACAAGCACAAUGGCUUUCCUGUGGUCGAACAUGCGCGGAAUGGAGAAUCAGUUGUCAUUGGACUCAUCCUCCGUAGUCACUUAUUGGUGCUUCUGCAGUCUAAACUAGAUUUCCAACAUAGCCCCAUGCCAUGUGAUCUGGCAGGUGGAUCCAUACCAAUCAGACACAAUUUGGGCGAAUUCGUGAAACCUGUCUCCAGUAAAGGAUUGUCCAUAAGAGAUAUUCAUCUUACUUCAGACGACUUGGAAAUGUACAUAGAUUUAGCCCCUUUUCUGAAUCCUUCACCAUACGUUGUACCUGAAGAUAUGUCUCUGACAAAGGUAUACAAUCUUUUUCGCCAGCUAGGAUUAAGGCAUAUAUUUGUGGUGCCGCGUGCUUCUCGUGUUAUUGGUCUGAUUACAAGAAAGGAUUUGUUAAUUGAGGAACAUGAGGAAUCAGAAACUUUAGAGCUCCAAUCAACUAGUAGAUCGUAGACCCGGUAAAAGAGUUGCUAGGGGUGCAGAUACAGAGCAGCCACUUUUGGAUGGUCUUCUGGUGCAACGAUGAAAUUUUGUGUGAUCUCAGAUUGUCAUAAAUUUUUUGGACCACCACGGUGAUUAAUUCUUUUCUGCUCAUUGUCUAGCAUCUCUGAUAACCUUUUUUUUUUUUUGGCCAGGUCUGUGUUAGCCAUUAUAUCUUAGCUCAUUUUUUCUUAUAUACUUUAGUUGCCAUCAUCCCCUGUUCACACAACAGCUAAUCCUUGUAAUAUGUUCAGAAAUUAGGUAGUCAAAUGGUAUAUAAAAAGAAACAGAUGAGGGGGAAAUUAAAAGGUGAUACAUGAGAAUAAGCACUUUGAUCCGUAGAAUAAUGAACAGUGAGCACACUGAGCAUCACUUUGGUGGUCUCUUCAAUGCUUCCACCAUUAUCCGGUGGUUUUUCUUUAAUGGAACAAGUUAAUGUGCUACAGUUGUGGAAUUUUUGUCAUCUUAUAUCCCAAAUGGUGCAAGAAGUGGGUAUCUCAAAGGUGCUCCAGGAUGGAAAUUUACUUGUCAAGUCGGUUUUUCUUAAAAAAGAGAAGAAGUGACGGUGAAUUCCUGAAUGGCUUAGUUGAAGAAGCUUAGUAGAAGAUAUAGAAGAUUAGCGAUUUCCAUACUUGAAUCUCAAGAACCAGUUUUAUGAUGUAUUUCGCAAAAUAUUUACUUCAAGAGUAGAACCCUUGCCCUUUGUUUC